AUGGCGCUUUCGAGGUCAACAUCAAAGCUCGGUGACGGUAGCACCGUUGUUGCCAUUGACAGAGACAAGAACAUUAGCCUACCUCUUGUCAAAUGGGCAGCGGAUAAUCUUUUCCGUGUCCACAAGAAAUCCCCAUGCGUUAUCCUUCAUGUCCUAAAUCACAGUACACAUUCCCAUAGUCAUUCCACAGUCUCUAAAGGAUCUAAUCGCUCAACAGAAGAAGAGUUACAGGAAAUAAUCCUUCCCUGCCUAGGAUACUGCGCCCGCAAAGGGAUCACAGCAAAGGAAGUUCUACUCCAUGACAUUGACGUUCCAAGUGCAAUUAUUGAUUACAUUAUUAAAAACGACAUCAGCAAUGUUGUCGUUGGUGCUUCCAACCGCAAUGCUAUUUUGAGAAAAUUCAAAGCGGCAGAUGUUCCAACUAGCUUGAUCAAAUCUGCACCAAAUUUUUGUUCCGUCUACGUUAUAUCAAAAGGAAAACCUCAGACUGUUAGAGCAGCAACUCAAGCUCUCAAACCCAAAAAUGAUGUACCACCUUCUUACAGAAGUGCACCAAAUCUUGGAAGUGCAGAAAGUGGUAGCUCAAGCAAAUUAUCUGCCACCAAUGUGAGCAGCUUCAUGUCAAUGCCCUCGACAAACCAUAGCAGGUCAAGCAGCACAAGUAAUUCAUCAUCUCCGCCAACAAGCUCAUCUCUACAAGGGAACCCCCAAUCGGAUUUCAGCGGCUUCUCGGGGCUAAAUAGCUUCCAAUCAGCGACCUAUAACACCUUAGACUCCUUCACAAGCUUGGAGAUUUCAGGAAACACUUUCAUCGUACAAACACCUGAGGAUUUGGAAGCCGAGAUGAGUACUCUAAAUGUUCAAUUAAAGCAAACAAUGGAUAUCUAUAAUUCGGUUUGCAAUGAAGCUACAGAAGCCAAAGAGAGGGUCAAUGAGCUGCAUUUGAAACCAGCAAAAGAACGCAGCCUAGAGGAAGCCACGGCUGCAGAAGAGGCUGCAACGGCUUUUGCGGAGUUGGAGAAGCAGAAGACGAAGCUGGCCACAGAGGCAGCGCACAUUGCGGAAAGGAUAGCGGAGAUAGAGACACAGAAGAGAAAAUUUGCUGAGAUGAGAGCCGGCGGCCAGGAGGCAGAACAGAUAGGUGCAGUUCGUGGCGGUGUAAAGUACAGGAGAUAUACCAUUCAGGAGAUUCAAUCCGCGACGGAUUACUUCAACAACAAGCAAAAGAUUGGUGAAGGUGGGUAUGGACCUGUGUACAAAGGCUUCCUUGAUCACACCCCUGUUGCUAUCAAGAUCCUGAGGCCAGACAUAUCACAAGGGUUGGUCCAGUUCCAACAAGAGGUUGAGGUUCUGAGCUGCAUAAGACAUCCAAACAUGGUUCUCCUAGUAGGCGCCUGUCCGGAAUACGGCUGCCUCGUCUACGAAUACAUGGACAACGGCAGCUUGGAAGACAGGCUCUUCUGCAAGGACAACACUUCCCCUCUUUCUUGGAGAACACGCUUCAAAAUCGCCGCCGAGAUCGCCACCAGCCUCCUCUUCCUCCACGAGCGAAAACCCGAGCCACUCGUCCACCGCGACCUCAAGCCCGCGAACAUCCUCCUCGACCGGAACUUCGUCAGCAAGAUAAGCGACGUCGGGCUCGCGAGGCUCGUCCCGGCGUCGGCAGCCAACUCCGUGACGCAGUACCACAUGACGGCUGCAGCCGGGACGUUCUGCUACAUCGACCCGGAGUAUCAGCAGACGGGACUGUUGGGCGUGAAGUCGGACGUCUAUUCGCUGGGAGUGAUGCUGUUACAGAUCAUCACGUCGAAGCCUCCGAUCGGACUGUCGUACCAGGUCGAGGAGGCCAUUGAGCAAGGCACUUUUGCUGAGAUUCUUGACCCCACGGUGUUGGACUGGCCGGUUGAGGAGGCUUUGUGUUUCGCAAAGUUGGCUCUGCAGUGCUGUGAGAUGAGGAAGAGGGACAGGCCCGACCUUGGAUCGGUCGUGUUGCCGGAGCUGAACCGGUUGACGAAUCUGGGAAUGGUGGAAGAUUAUGGGAAGUAAUUCAGCCGCUCCGGGAUGGUUCUUGAGAGAGCCAAAGGGCAGGUCUUUUGUAAUUACUGGUUUG
This is a messenger RNA of Morus notabilis, 2110 nucleotides long. RefSeq names its product U-box domain-containing protein 51. Gene Ontology annotation, molecular function: ATP binding; protein kinase activity. Lineage: Eukaryota; Viridiplantae; Streptophyta; Magnoliopsida; Rosales; Moraceae. The transcript is spliced from 8 exons. Bases 1 to 2046 code for a protein of 681 amino acids. Gene Ontology annotation, biological process: protein phosphorylation. The record is from RefSeq and is a predicted model, not a curated record.